ACAAAAAGAUCGCGAAAAUCUGCAGUUUACGGGGACCCGCCAGGGAGCCCGCAAAUCUCGUCUUGACACCAAAUCGUUGGACCGAGGGGAUGUGAUUUCAAGGUUUUUGUUAAGUAUCACAGCAUCUCCAACUGUCAAAGGGUCAUGCUUCCCUGUUUGCCUAUGUGGUUGUGCCUAAACACUCUUCAUCAAGGCCCUGUGCAUCCCUGUUCUGGUCUGGGUGUGCGUCCACGGGCACGCGUAUGCGCAGUCACGCUCCAGCAAGAUUGAAAUCAGCUACUAAUGUAUCAUCACCCUCUGCAUAAACGCAAAUGCAUACACGCCGGCCAGCUAUAACUGAGCAUUUGGAGCACCUUAACAUCAGGUGAAGUCUGUCAUGGACGCAUUCAACCCAAUAAUCAUGAACUCGACUUCCAGGGAGAAGGCGAUUUCAUGCGCUACACAGACGGAGAUAUCAUCGUUAGUCCAGUCUUUCACUUCCGAGAGUUGCGUGUGACGUGUAUACGCGAAUAGAGUCAGAAGCGCAAACAAGGUGCUCCACACAGAAACAGUAUCCUUGGACGAAAAGGCGAAGUCGAGAUGUUUGUUAAUGAACCAGCACUACGCCUGGAAUGCGCGGAGGAAGUAUGUGGGAUGUUGUUCACAACGAUGCCAAUCAAACAAGUAACCUAUAAUCGAGAGUAUACACUGCGUCUGGACUGUGUCGAGUGUGACUGUCUUCGUCCGAUGUCGACCCAACCCGUCAGGAGACCUACCGAUCAUUUAUCUUUAAAUUCGCGGACUGCAUUCCAUCAACAUAAUUGAUGUGUGUCAAUAUGGAUAAGAGUCAAUCGAUACUGGACAACCGCUGCAGUGGCAUUCAUACGCGUCGUGGCUGAACGAGCGAUUGGCAAGUCGUUGGUCCGCAUUCAGAUGAAGCAACGUUACGAAAUGAAACAGAUACCCAUUCAUACCACUUCUCCGUUUAUAUACAUAUAUAUAGAGAGAGACAGUGAGAUAGAGAGAUAUAUCGGUGCAAUGGGGCCGCUUAGACACCUCGCCCAUCGGCCAGCAGCUGGACCAGUUAGAAAACCAGCGAAUCUGCCCGAAGAAUUCCUGGAUCGAAGAAAAAUUCCUGUUUGUUUGUGUCAUCACUGGUGUCUCAAACGUGCCACCAGAGCAGCAAGGACUGGACUGAUGUACGACUGCCGCCAAACCUCAACACGAAGUAACAUCCGUGCCGACGUAUUGGGCGUACAACGCCAUGCCCGGCCCUCAGCGCAGGUGAGUUGAGCUGCUCGUGGAAAAUUUGGCGCACGGAGUACCCGCCAACCAGACGAGCAAGCGUUGCUGAAGUUUCGUUGACACAAUCUAGGCAUUAUUUCCGUGCUUCUCAUUUACCAUUUCUGUGGUGCCAAUUUUUCUUGCCGGUUUGUGUAGAGGAAAUCUAUAUUUUGUCGUUGAAGCAUACACAAUGGCUCGAACAGGCAAGGUGCAACAGCGUCGUGGAGGGUUGAGGUCGGGGGCACGGAAGUUAGUGGCAGUUUGUUUGAGUGGAGUUGUGCUGUUAUCCGGUGGAUCAGUUGUUGCUACCGAGCCGGUUGAGGGUCUUCUUCGUCGGAACCUGGACACACAAGCCAGCGGCCCACAGAACGGAUCAGCAACCAGAGAAAAUACUGUAACGUGUACUCUGUCCGGCAGUACAGUUUCCGUAACGCCGGCGACUGGAGCAUCGUUGGCACUGUCAAAAGCCUCUCUCACCGCUUCCUUUGAAUGCAUAGGUGAUAGCUACACAGCCGUCCCUAGUGAAAAGACGAAAAUUUGCGAUGAAUCGAAGGCUUCCAACGAAGAUGACUCCGAGUCUUGCAACUUUGGGGACUCUAACGUGGGCAGUGCGGUGACGCUUCAAGAGAUCCUCGGGGCAAGUCAAUUGAUUGAAUGGACAGAAACAAGCACAUCCGACAAAAACUCAAUCUUACGGACGCUGAAGCUCACUGAUUCAGACCUUCCUCGAACCGACAAAACGUUCGUGGUCGGUUGUGACAAGAAAGGAGCACGGAAUGCUACGCCUACGCCGCCAUGCAGAGUGACAGUGAACGUGAGUGCCAGACCAUCCUCUGUUGACGACAAAAAUGUUGUCAUUUGCGCAUACGGCAAGAACGGCAAUGACAAGGUCGUAGAAGUCGAGAUGUCGCAAGACAAAAACACUCUCACGAUUGACUGCGGUAAAGACGGAUCGAUGCAGCCUGAAGACUUCACAAGUCGCCACUGCCCUCCGGAGACCCAAACAUUGGAAGGAUGCACAGAGGUCUACACGGAUAUUUCGGACAAGUUUGAAAGCAAUUGGUGGACAGGCAAAGAAGACAACAACCCUGUUACGCUGACUAUCCCGCAGACCGAGUUCCCAACAGAAGACAAGCGCUUCCUUCUAGGCUGCACUCCGAAUUCCACAACUACUCCAGCGCCCGACAAGAAAACGGACCAUUCCCCGUCGGCUGUGAACGAAUCAUCCUGCCUUGUGCGUGUGACCGUCAAGGCGGCAAGUUCCGCCUCCUCUGCCUCAUCCAUUCCGCAAGUAGUAGCUGCGACCUCUGGUGCGGCUCUGCUGGCAGCGAUCUUUUCAGGGUCUUUGUAAGCACGUUCGUGACACAGGCGAACAAUUUUUCUAUCUUCUUUGUGCCUGUGCUCUUCCUGUUAGCAGUGAAUUCAUGGAGCACCCUCACUAUUAGGGGAUUUCCAUGCACUGACUCAGGGUGUGUGUUGUUCGUCCGAACGCCCAAAACUGUUUGGUGUGUAGUUUCGUUGUUGUGCACAGCGCUUUUGCGCUUUUGUGAGGCUAAAGGGCGCCACAUUAAAGACAGAUUCUAAACACCUUGAUAAAUGAUUCAGUGACG
This is a messenger RNA of Toxoplasma gondii ME49, 2873 nucleotides long. RefSeq names its product SAG-related sequence SRS12B (gene SRS12B). The record is from RefSeq and is a predicted model, not a curated record. The transcript has a single exon. The coding region runs from base 1454 to 2614 and encodes 386 amino acids. NCBI's taxonomy places the organism in Eukaryota, Apicomplexa, Conoidasida, Eucoccidiorida, Sarcocystidae. Gene Ontology annotation, cellular component: membrane.